This is a messenger RNA of Wyeomyia smithii (pitcher-plant mosquito), 804 nucleotides long. RefSeq names its product nucleoside diphosphate kinase (gene awd). Gene Ontology annotation, molecular function: nucleoside diphosphate kinase activity. NCBI's taxonomy places the organism in Eukaryota, Metazoa, Arthropoda, Insecta, Diptera, Culicidae. The transcript has 3 exons. The record is from RefSeq and is a predicted model, not a curated record. The coding region runs from base 181 to 687 and encodes 168 amino acids. Gene Ontology annotation, biological process: UTP biosynthetic process; CTP biosynthetic process; GTP biosynthetic process.
AAAGAUGCAAGAUUUUGAAACUUAUUAACAAAUUAUAAAAACGCUCAAUAGUUCAAUUAAAAUUAAAAUAAAUAACAUAUUGGUUUUAGGUUUUCGUACUUUUUCACGGGUUUGGAGUAAUCUAAUUGUAGUAUUAACUCUUUAGGUUGAAUUCGAAACAUUCCGUGUUGUGCAUUUUAUAUGAUCGGUUCGAUUCUUGCAUUUUUCUCGUUGUUUUCAUCAGUCAUGGCCGCUAACAAGGAACGUACAUUUAUCAUGGUCAAGCCAGACGGUGUUCAGCGGGGACUAGUUGGCAAAAUCAUCAAACGUUUUGAGCAAAAAGGCUUCAAGCUAGUUGCUCUCAAGUUUAUGUGGCCGGACAAGGCCUUACUUGAAAAGCACUAUGCUGAUCUCUCAGCUCGUCCAUUUUUUCCUGGGUUGGUCAGCUACAUGAGCUCUGGGCCAGUUGUUCCAAUGGUCUGGGAAGGACUGAAUGUAGUUAAAACAGGGCGUCAAAUUCUGGGUGCUACCAAUCCAGCUGACUCGGCUCCUGGUACAAUUCGAGGAGAUCUCUGCAUUCAGGUUGGUCGCAACAUUAUUCAUGGAUCGGAUGCCGUAGAAUCUGCAAAUAAGGAAAUCGCUCUAUGGUUCACGGAUAAGGAGCUGGUUUCGUGGACUCCCGCCAAUGAAGGAUGGGUGUACGAAUGAGUUAUCACAUUCUAAUUCAAUUAUGAAGCAAACAUCGUGAAAUUAGUGCCGGAUGUUGGAAAAAAUGAACAAUAAAAUGCAAGAUCGAUAGAACAAAGUAAUGUUCUAGAAAAAUAA